AUGCACGUUAGAAGCAAUGGGUGGCAGAUGCGCGCCCAUGAUGCGCUGCUCUUUGCUUUGACGGGCUUGUUUUGGGAGCUCUGCUCCACCGCUGCUGCGCCCAGCGAUGUCGAGUCAAAGGACCCGGCAGACUGGGCUGCAGGUGUAUCCGAGGCUGUUUGGCAUCGUGGCGAGAUGCCGAAACAGACGGACUUUUCAGAAGGUUUCGGGGCUGCCACCUCGCCUUGGGCAAGUCACAGGUUGGACCCGAGCAGGCACAGAAGGCAGCCGCCAAAGCUGUUGCAAUCCUUUGCAAUUCCAGACUGCAGCUUCUUCUUAACGUCGUCUCCGAAUCGUCUCCCUGUGAAUGGCCACGACAGGGGCUGCAUGUAG
Symbiodinium sp. CCMP2456 is the source of this 372-nucleotide messenger RNA. The record is from the annotation of a GenBank genome assembly. Lineage: Eukaryota; Dinophyceae; Suessiales; Symbiodiniaceae.